GUCGAGGACUGAGGUGGGGGCUUCAGAGGGAAAGAAAAUAUUGUGUAGACUCGUCCUACCAAGCUUUUAUGUGGGCGAGCGCCGGUGACUUCGGCCUUUCCGCCCGAGAAGCCUCUUUUUUCGUCUUAGGACAACCUUUCUAGAUUUAAAGACGAAAAUCCUUGGCAUCACGCAGUCGCAGAGAAUUUCUUGUUAGCUUGCGCUGAUCGGUCGGCAUUGCCCUGCUUCAGCUUGAAAUGCUGGGCUCACGGCGAGGUACGGUCUUCCUGUAAUCCCCACCAGUUCACUUUUCUCUGAUGCUGAUAAUCUAGGGUUCAUAAUCCGGUAAUGAACCUUAAAUAGUACGGUUUUAUCUAUUUGUUUGUAGAUUCUGGUGCUCAGAUCUUCAGCAUUUUAGGGUUUAGUCUUCGGGUUCCCUGAAACGGAGCUUUGGUUCUGGUCUUCAACCAGUCUUUAAGCCUUUAUUAUCCCCCCCCCCCUUUUUUUUUCGUUUUACUCUGAAAAACGAACAAAAUGGAGGAUACAGAAGAAGCUCGUAAUGAUAUGAUGCAGCGGCUUCAAUCGUCAUUCGGUACUUCGUCGUCUUCUAUUCCGAAACAGCAUUCAUCGACCAGUCGGCCUGAUGUUCCUCAGUUAAAUGCUUCGCAAAUCCGUGCUCCCAUAAGACCAUUUUUCCAGAAUUUCAGCCCGGAUAACAACAAGCGGCCGGGUAUACCUCCGUCUCACCCGCAUAUUCCUCCCGCCUCACCAUAUUCGCAGAUCCCAGUGUCCCGACCGAAUGCUCAGGCACUGGGUUCUCAGAGUUUCAGUCCCGGGCCUUCUCAUUCUAGAUCUCUGUCACAGCCCGCAUUUUUCUCACUUGAUUCUUUGCCCCCACUGAGUCCUUCACCGUAUCGUGACUCCCCAUCUACUUCGCUCUCCGACCCAAUUUCCGCAGAUGUUACUAUGGAAGAUCGUGAUGGGAGCUCGCAUACCCAACUGCCUCCCUCACCUUUCACGAGAGGCAAUUCCAUCCGCCUGGGCGAGAUCCUCCCUCCUCGCAAAGCGCAUAGGCGCUCUAACAGUGAUAUUCCAUUUGGAUUCUCAACCAUCAUGCAAUCUUCUCCACCCCUCGUCCCGCUCAGGAGCCCUGGUGUUUUGGAGCGGUCGGUAUCUGUGAGAGAGAAUUCGGUUUCAACUAAGCCAAUUCAGUUGGUGAAACGGGAAUCAGAGUGGGAUAGAGAUGGGGAUAUCAAUGCAGAAGGGAUGGGUGAGAGGAAAUCGGAAGGGGAGGUGGUGGAUGAUUUGUUCUCCGCUUAUAUGAAUUUAGACAAUAUGGAUACAUUGAAUUCUUCUGGAACUGAGGAGAGGAACUGUAAUGAGAACCGUGAGGAUUUGGAUAGCAGAGCAAGUGGCACAAAGACAAAUGGAGCGGAUAGUAGUGAGAAUGAAGCAGAAAGCAGUAUGAAUGAAAGUGGCAACAGCAUGAAUCGAGCUAACCUAAGUUCCUCAACUGAAAAGAAGGAAGGGAUCAAAAGGACUGCAGGAGGAGAUAUUGCUCCAACCACUCGUCACUAUAGAAGUGUUUCUAUGGAUAGUUUUAUGGGCAAGAUGAAUUUUGGUGACGAGUCACCAAAAUUGCCUCCUACAGGAACUCGGGCAGGUCAACAUUCUCACAGCAAUUCAAUGGAUGGGAACUCAGCUACAUUUAGCUUGGAUUUUGGAAAUGGGGAGUUCAGUGGAGCUGAGCUUAAGAAGAUUAUGGCUAAUGAAAAACUUGCUGAGAUUGCAAUGACAGACCCCAAACGUGCCAAAAGGAUUUUAGCAAAUCGACAGUCAGCUGCUCGGUCCAAGGAGCGGAAGAUGAAGUACAUCUCAGAAUUGGAACACAAGGUACAGACACUGCAGACAGAAGCUACCACAUUGUCUGCUCAGCUGACACUCUUACAGAGAGAUUCUGCAGGGCUCACUAGUCAGAACAAUGAGUUGAAAUUCCGUCUUCAGGCCAUGGAGCAGCAGGCACAACUUAGAGAUGCUUUGAAUGAGGCACUAACUGCCGAAGUACAGCGAUUGAAGUUGGCCACCCAAGAGUUGAGUGCAAAUGCGCAUGCGUCAAGCUGCUUGGCUCAACAAUUAUCCAUGAAUCCUCAGAUGUUUCAGUUGCAACACCAGCAGCCUCCCCAGCUCAACAUGUAUCAGGCACAGCAGCAGACUCAGCCACAACCACGGCAGCAAAACCAGUCACCACAGCCACAACCUCCGCAACAGUCCCGGCCACCACCACAGACACAGCAGCAGCAGACCAGUACAGGGGCAAAGCACGAGCUGAACCAAUAGAUUGUGGCGGGUGUGGUACAAGUAGUUAACAAGUCACCACUCAUGCGCUGGGCCGCUGGGGUGCCGUCAGAUUGUUGUGCAACCAAUCAGUACCUGGUCUUGUUGUGAAGGAAAGUCUCCACAGCAUUCAACUUUACAUUGUGCAUCCAUGCCCAAAUUCUGGGUUGUGGAAAGUAUAGGUUUCUAUUUUAUUUCUUUAAUACGUAUAUAUAUAUAUAUACACAAAUUUCUUUUAGUAGGCCAUAUUUAGUCUGGAUUCUGGAAUGUAAGCAUUUGUUUUAUCAAUAACAUUUAUUGAUUCCUUUUUUUA
Nelumbo nucifera (sacred lotus) is the source of this 2626-nucleotide messenger RNA. RefSeq names its product bZIP transcription factor 29-like. Gene Ontology annotation, molecular function: DNA-binding transcription factor activity. Gene Ontology annotation, cellular component: nucleus. The record is from RefSeq and is a predicted model, not a curated record. Lineage: Eukaryota; Viridiplantae; Streptophyta; Magnoliopsida; Proteales; Nelumbonaceae. Gene Ontology annotation, biological process: regulation of DNA-templated transcription.